CGUCUGCAGUAGCGGAAGACAGGACCAAAUCAGGCAAGCAGUAGCAGUAAAUGAAAUGGUCGCAGUAGUUGGAUCGGUGGAUGUGCUUUUGCUGCUGCUGCUUUUGCUUCUUGUGCUUCUGGCUGUAUGGAUGUGCGUAUAUCGUACAGUAUAUGCUUUGGGUACGCCUGCAGAUGCCACAGAAUCGAUAAUUUGAGAGUUCAAAGUCGGGGAAUCAGACUAGAGAAAACAAGAGAUGCAAAGAAAGAAAGAAAGAAAGAAAGAAUGAAGCAACGAAUAGAAGGCCGCAGUCAGACUGCCACUACUCGCAGGAGUCAAUGCCGGCAGCACAGGUGCACUGGGAGAAACGAAAAUCGAUGCCGUCACGUCACUGUAGAAUAGAAGGGGAAGGAAGACCGUAGAUAGAGCCAGCUAGAAGUGAGUGAAGUGAGAAGAGGCAGAUUCAGGUGACGAGACGCCGAUGCAAAACAAAACAAGCUGCCCUUUUUUCUUUUUU
This is a messenger RNA of Trichoderma asperellum CBS 433.97, 496 nucleotides long. The record is from RefSeq and is a predicted model, not a curated record. Lineage: Eukaryota; Fungi; Ascomycota; Sordariomycetes; Hypocreales; Hypocreaceae.